AUGGCAAGCACCACCGUCGCGGGGCAGAACUAUGAUGUCCGCAUCGAAGUCAUCUCCCAGCCCGAGGACUUUACUCAAGUCACCGAGGUCGUCCGAGACGCAUUCGGUCACCAAGCUCGUGAUGGUGUCUACCUGUCCAUGAACCCCGGCUGGGAUACGCCGGAAGGCGUGGUUCGCGGCGCCGGUCGCAUGGCUAACCGCUUCAAAACCGUCAACCAGAACAACAAGGGCGACCCCAAUGUCGUCUUCCUCAAGGCCACCCUUCCGGAUCCCGAAAAUGCCGGACAGCGCAGAAUCGUAGGCAUGGCAAUCUGGGCACAGCAGUCCGCCAUUGAAGGUCACGGCGAUCAGCCACCGAAAGACUUGAUCAAGGAGCUCGGGCUGGAGUCCAUCUUCCCCGGCAACGAAGCCGAGCAGCGAUACGCCGCAGCCUGUAUGGGAUCGCUGCACAAGCGACGUGAGGAGGUCAUCGCAGAGAAGGCGACGGCGGCUGAGCCGGCAGUUUUCGUGCUGGACAUGUGCGCCGUGGAUCCCAAGUUCCAGGGUAAGGGCAUCGCCAAGAAGCUGGUUCAGUGGGGUCUCGAUGAGGCGAAGCGACGUGGCGGGCUUGAGCUACUCUUGGAGGCGUCAAGUAUGGGUAGACACGUGUAUUCCAAGCUGGGCUUCAAGCAAGAAGGUCCAGAGAUCGAAUAUGACGUUGAAGAGCAAUUCGCGCACCGAGACAGACCUUCGAAUAUUUUCAUGAGGACUGGAGACGGCCAGUGA
This is a messenger RNA of Colletotrichum tamarilloi, 765 nucleotides long. RefSeq names its product acetyltransferase. The transcript has a single exon. The coding region runs from base 1 to 765 and encodes 254 amino acids. The record is from RefSeq and is a predicted model, not a curated record. Gene Ontology annotation, molecular function: acyltransferase activity, transferring groups other than amino-acyl groups. Lineage: Eukaryota; Fungi; Ascomycota; Sordariomycetes; Glomerellales; Glomerellaceae.